AUGAAAAGUGGUUCAUUUAGUGGACUCCAAAAGAGAAUUUGUGAAAUAGUGCCCAAUGCAACUUUUAUGCACUGCUGUUCUCAUAAUAUUAACUUAAUAAUAUGUGAUGCCGCUAAGAGUUCCAGGAAAGUUCAAUCAUUUUUUGAAAUUGUACAAGAUAUUUUCAAUUUUUUUAGUUCAAGUGGUCCCCGGUGGACCGAUUUAGCUUUCGGCGAAGAAGAAGGAACUGUUAUUAGAAAAGUUGUAUUAAAAAAACUAUGCGCAACUCGGUGGGAAGCCCGUCAUAAUGCAUUAUAUUCUUUGAGAAUGCGGUUUGUAGAUAUUUUAAAAGCUCUCACAAAAUUACAGUUGACAAGUACAAAAAAAAAUGAAAGAGAUAUGGCCUUAGCUCUUAAGAAAAAUCUAUGCAAUUUGUACCUAUCCAAAAAACUGCAGUCUGUUGACUUGCAUUUGCAACAGGCCUUGGAUCAAUUAAAUACGGCCAUCUCAGAUAUCAAAUUGAUGCGUGAAAACUAUGAUACAAUUGUUGACAAAGCAAAAAAAAUGUGUGAUUCAUGGAGUAUACCAUUUACAUUCCAUCAAAGCCGUGAACGGUAUAGUAAAUUAUUUCCCGGUGAAAUUGAUGGUGAUAGACGACUAACAAUUACCCAGGAUAAUUUUAAAGUAACUGUUUUUUAUCCUGUUAUUGAUACUAUAUUAUCACAGCUAAAAUUUAGAUUUACUGGAUUGAACACUGUAUGUGAUUAUUUCAGAUUUUUAAUACCGUUUAGUAUGAUUUCAAUGACAAAAGAACUUUUAAUUAAGUCAACUUAUGAUUUUAUUGAAAAGUACCGUGACGAUAUUAGUAGUGACUUCACGCGUCAAAUAGUCAGUCUUCAAGAUUUUUUUCUUUCAAAGGAUAAUACCACUAAUACCAGUGACAUUAAAAAGAUGACAUAA
This is a messenger RNA of Acyrthosiphon pisum (pea aphid), 939 nucleotides long. RefSeq lists its product as uncharacterized. Bases 1 to 939 code for a protein of 312 amino acids. Lineage: Eukaryota; Metazoa; Arthropoda; Insecta; Hemiptera; Aphididae. The record is from RefSeq and is a predicted model, not a curated record. The transcript has 2 exons.